Molecule: messenger RNA, 1659 nt
Organism: Colletotrichum abscissum
Lineage: Eukaryota; Fungi; Ascomycota; Sordariomycetes; Glomerellales; Glomerellaceae
Product: myo-inositol-1-phosphate synthase
Exons: 2
Coding region: 1-1659 (552 amino acids)
Biological process (GO): inositol biosynthetic process; phospholipid biosynthetic process
Cellular component (GO): cytoplasm
Molecular function (GO): inositol-3-phosphate synthase activity
Source: RefSeq, a predicted model, not a curated record
AUGGCUCCCCAUGCAGAGGCAGACUCGGGCUCCGCGCACGGAGAUGGACCAACCAACGGCAACGGCGCCGUGACUACUAACCUUGCCCACCACCCCCAGCACGACCGCGAGCUCUUCACCGUCGACUCCCCCAACGUCGUCUACAACGACAACGAGAUCCUCUCAAAGUACACCUACCGCACCACAAAGGUCGCCCGGGACGCCGCCACCGGCAAGUACGUCGCCAAGCCCACCACCACGCUCUACGAGUUCAAGACGGACCGCAAGGUCCCCAAGGUCGGCAUGAUGCUCGUCGGCUGGGGCGGCAACAACGGCACCACCGUCACCGCCGGCAUCCUCGCCAACCGCCGCGGCCUCGAGUGGGAUACCCGCGAGGGGCCCCGCGCCGCAAACUACUACGGCUCCGUCAUCAUGGGGUCCACCGUCAAGCUGGGCACCGACGCCGAGACGGCAAAGGACGUCAAUAUCCCCUUCCACGACCUGCUUCCCAUGGUCCACCCCAACGACCUGGCCAUCGGCGGUUGGGAUAUCAGCAAGAUGAGCUUGGCCGACGCCAUGGACCGCGCCCAGGUGCUGGAGCCGACGUUGAAGAUGCAGGUCAAGAAGGAGAUGGCUGAGAUGGUCCCGCUUCCCAGUAUCUACUACCCUGACUUCAUCGCUGCCAACCAGGAGGACAGGGCCGACAAUUUGAUCCCCGGAAGCAAGGCCUCCAUGGCUCACGUUGAGCAAAUUCGCAAGGACAUUAGCGACUUCAAGGAGGCAAACGGUCUCGACAAGGUCAUUGUGCAGUGGACCGCAAACACGGAGCGAUACGCCGACAUCAUCCCGGGCGUCAACGACACCGCCGAAAACCUGCUCAAGGCCAUUGAAGAGGGUCACGAGGAGGUCUCGCCCUCGACCGUCUUCUCCGUCGCCUGCACGCUUGAGGGUGUUCCCUUCAUCAACGGCUCCCCGCAGAAUACCUUUGUCCCCGGAGCCAUCGAGCUGGCCGAGAAGCACGGGUCUUUCAUCGGCGGCGACGACUUCAAGUCGGGUCAGACCAAGAUGAAGUCGGCACUUGUCGACUUCCUCAUCAACGCAGGUAUCAAGCUGACUUCUAUUGCGAGCUACAACCACCUGGGCAACAACGACGGCAAGAACCUCAGCUCGCACAAGCAGUUCCGGUCCAAGGAGAUUAGCAAGUCCAACGUGGUGGACGAUAUGGUCGAGGCCAACACGGUGUUGUACAAGGAGGGCGAGCACCCUGACCACACCGUCGUCAUCAAGUACAUGCCGGCCGUGGGCGACAACAAGCGCGCUCUCGACGAGUACUACGCCGAGAUCUUCAUGGGCGGUCACCAGACCAUCUCGCUCUUUAACGUGUGCGAAGACUCGCUGCUGGCAUCGCCGCUCAUCAUCGAUCUCGUGCUCGUAGCCGAAAUGAUGACGCGCAUCCAGUGGAAGGCUUCUUCGUCGGAUGGUGUCGCGACCAAGGACUUCAAGGGCUUCCACAGCGUGCUGAGCAUCUUGAGCUACAUGCUCAAGGCGCCUCUGACCCCGCCGGGGACCCCCGUCAUCAACGCGUUGAGCAAGCAGCGUGCCGCGUUGACUAACAUCUUCCGCGCUUGUGUCGGCUUGGAGCCCGAGUCUGAGAUGACGCUCGAACACAAGCUGUUCUGA